ACUUUUGUGGCUCGACGCACUAACGGCUUCUCAACUCGGAAUCAAUCUCGAAUAUUACAGAAUGUCGUCGAUCACCAUUUCAACCAAAUACCGGGUAACUUCUGGAAGGCACCCGUAUCAUCGUGGACAUUACAGACGUUCGUUUUAUAUUGUCAUGGACAUGUAUAUAAAUGCUGGUUAGAGUCGCUCAGACUUCAGCAAACUCCUCCAACUUCAAUCAAUAACAACCAUCAGAACACCUUCUCUCAACAUCUACUAUUUCUGCACUUAAUCAUGUCUCUAGUGCGCACAAUCUACGAUCCAUUCACCGAGUUCGACAAGCUAUUUGACGAUGCUUUCAAUGCUCGUUUCCGUCCCUCCCCUACCAUCGAGGGUAAUACUACAUUGACUCAUCGCCGUGAUCGGGCAUUCCCUAGAAUGGAUCUACACGAGAACGCCGAGACCAAGACGGUCACGGCGACAUUUGAACUUCCUGGCAUCAAACAACAGGAUGUCAAUGUCGAGGUCCAUGGAAAUCGCCUGACAAUAUCCGGAGAGUCGAAAUGCUCGGAUGAUUAUAACAAGGGCAGCUAUGUGGUGCAGGAGCGCUCUCAUGGCAAGUUCUCCAGGACCCUUCAAAUUCCUCAGGGAAUCAAGGCUGAGGAUGUCCACGCAAAGAUGGAGAAUGGAGUGCUUACUGUGUCCUUCCCGAAGGCUGGACCGGACCAGCAACCCCAGCGAAUUGCGAUCGUGUAACGCGGUUAAUCUGCUUAGCCCAACCCAUUAUCAUUUCAAAUCUGUAUCAUUAGCAUAGUACGAAGGUGGAAAAGUAAUAGCGUAUAUGUACAAUAGUGGUUACCGGGCUCACCUGAUCUUUUUUUGGAUCGAAGUAUUUCAAUCAUGAUGUGCAGCUAAGAGUGGACGCCAUAGAAAUAUAGUAAAGCGUUAUCGAGAAUUCAAUAUUCAGUGAUCGUUGUGGCGGCGCUGACAUGGACACUUGAGCUGUGUUUCAUGUAAAAGUCAGGGAUCUGUUCACUCUGAGGCUAUUCCGUUCUUCGUACCUUGCAAGUGUAACUUACAAGUAGAUGGAGUGUGGGGAUUUGUUGAUAUGACUCGGAUUACCCGACAAGGCGCGCGCUUGUAUCGAGCGGCGUUUAAACUCCGCCCGAAGCCAGG
Suillus plorans is the source of this 1155-nucleotide messenger RNA. RefSeq names its product HSP20-like chaperone. NCBI's taxonomy places the organism in Eukaryota, Fungi, Basidiomycota, Agaricomycetes, Boletales, Suillaceae. The coding region runs from base 274 to 735 and encodes 153 amino acids. The record is from RefSeq and is a predicted model, not a curated record. The transcript is spliced from 3 exons. Gene Ontology annotation, biological process: response to salt stress; protein folding; response to hydrogen peroxide.